AUGUCUGCCCGUUUGCUCCACCCAGAUGAGUACGAGCUUGAUGCUCGAUCUUCAGUUGACUCCCAGGGGACUUUCAAUCUAGAUGAGGCCGACUUCGAAUCACAGGCCCCCCCGAGGCCCAGACGACUCUUAAAUAGGUCGUCUUUCCUGUCACGGCUCUUCUCGUCUACUUAUACCGGCUACCGCCGUCUCAAACCUUCCCGACGCAUUCUCUCCGCGUCGCGACCCAGCUGUUAUCGACGUCUUCUUCUUCGCCGCUCAUGCCUUUACCUGCAUGUUGUCGCCGGGAUAGUCUUAGCUCUCGUUGUCCUGACUUCGAUAUUCCGACCCUCCUACACCCGGCCGCCCUCGCAUUACUCGGUUCUCAGGGAUGCGGUGUCGAAAUCGACCGCGUCGGGCAGAGGAAAUAUUCGCAACGAGAAAGUCUUCAUCGCGGCGAGUCUGUACGAUCGGGGAGGGCACUUAGCCGGGGGUGAAUGGGGUGACAGAGUUCUGCAAUUGAUUGAUCUCUUGGGAAAAGAUAAUGUGUUCUUGAGUAUUUAUGAGAACGAUAGUGGACCAGAGGGUGAUAGCGCCUUGCGGAAUUUUGCGAAGCGAAUCCCAAGCAAAAGCUCCAUCGUAAGCGAAGAGCAUCUGGAACUGGAACAUCUACCCAAAGUCACAAUUCCCGGCGGCGAGAAGCGUAUCAAACGCAUUGAGUAUUUGGCCGAAGUCCGCAACCGUGCUCUAAAACCGUUGGAAGAUGAUCCCGCCACGCGUUAUGAUAAACUCCUUUACCUGAACGACGUGAUUUUUGAUCCAGUCGAUGUUCUCCAACUCUUGUUUUCCACCAAUGUUGAUGAAAGCGGGGCUGCUCGGUAUCGCGCAGCUUGUGCGGUCGACUUCAUCAAUCCGUUCAAGUUCUAUGACACAUACGCCACCCGUGAUUUGCAGGGCUAUGGAAUGGGACUACCCUUCUAUCCUUGGUUCUCAGCAGCUGGGCAUGGCGAUAGCCGAAAGGAUGUCCUAGCAGGGAAAGACGCAGUGCGUGUACGCAGUUGUUGGGGCGGAAUGGUCGCUUUUGAUGCCAAAUUCUUCCAGCAUGACAAAGGGGGCAAGGAUUCUGAUUGUGCCCCAUCCCGUUUCCGUGCAUCGCAUGAUCUGUUCUGGGAAGCUUCUGAGUGCUGUCUGAUUCAUGCAGACAUUCAAGAACCCCAGAUGGAACCAGACAAGAUCACGGAUACUGGGAUUUAUAUGAACCCAUUCGUCCGCGUUGCCUAUGACACGAAGACCUUUUCUUGGCUUGGGACAACACGUCGAUUCGAAAAACUUUACUCCUUCAUCCACAACAUUGGGAAUCGUCUGGUUGGAUUGCCUUGGUACAAUCCACGGCGGGCUGAGGUUCCUGGUCAGACUGUCCAGGAAAAUGUUUGGGUCCCGGAUGCCAACGCAAAGGAUGGCGGGUCCUUUCAACUCAUUGAUCGUAUUGCUGGUAAUGAUGGUUACUGCGGCCGCCGAGGGCUCCAAGUCAUUGUUGAACAUCGCAAGGGGGGCCAGGAAGGUUAUGAGAAUAUUCCAGUGCCGUUGAGAUGA
Aspergillus clavatus NRRL 1 is the source of this 1572-nucleotide messenger RNA. RefSeq names its product glycosyltransferase family 69 protein. NCBI's taxonomy places the organism in Eukaryota, Fungi, Ascomycota, Eurotiomycetes, Eurotiales, Aspergillaceae. The record is from RefSeq and is a predicted model, not a curated record. The transcript has a single exon. The coding region runs from base 1 to 1572 and encodes 523 amino acids.